ACUUUUAAGCUGAUAGGUUACUCUGUCUUAAGAAAAAAUUUUAAAAAAAGUUUUUGUUUUUCUUUUCACCAUUCAUAACAAACAAACAACUAUCAUAUACAUUAUUAUUAUUAUUAUUAUUAUAUUCAAAGGGGGGUUUUUGUUUUCUUUACAAACUUGAGAGAUCAAUAAUAUUUAUCAACACCUACGCAAUAUUAUCCAACAACAACAAAAAAAAGAAAAAAAAUAUAUAGAAUCAACGACUAUCUAAUUUCUAUAAUAUUCAAUUCUACAGUGAAGGUUUCAAACGAUGCAUGUCUCCAUACAAUAAUGCAAAAUUUCAAUCAGAAACAAUAUAAGGCAAUUUGUGAAAUACAAUAAUCAUCAUCAAUAAUAAUUAUUUAAGGCAGCAAGUAUACUUUCGAAUUUUUUCAAAAAAAACGCCUUAUUUUUUGUUUUUGUAUUUUCUAUAUUUGUAUUCAACAUAAUAGUGGAAUCAUUUAUUUAUUAUCUUUCUUCUUCUUCCAUUGAUAAUCAUAUAACAGAUUUAUACAAAUGAUCAGUACAAGAUCAAUGAGAAUAUUGGACAAAUAUACAUAGAUCAUUUUCUACUUAUAUAUAUAUUCAAGUUGCUAUAUCAAUUAAAUUUUCUAUGAAAGAAUUCAUUUAUAUAAUAUGAAAGUUGAUAUCCACUAUAUGUUAUUUGUUGUAAUAUACAAAGUUUAAAUUGAUCUUCUAUGGAGACAUAUUCCUUCACUUAAUUUCAACGGAAAUUUAUCAUCAAUGUUAUGAAAAUUCUUUUGAACUUAUGACGUAAUCAGUUUAUGAAAGUAUAACAUUAUUAUUUAGAUUGGAAAAUAUCUCUAUUUUAAUAAAUAUCUAUUUUUACUAUGUCUACUGAAUUGAAUCCAAUUGAUAUGAAACAAUCAUCACCAACAACUGAUGAAUCAAUGAAAGUAGAUCUAAUAAAAAUGGAUGAUAAUUUAAAAUCAAAUAUAACAUGUGAAUUAUAUGAUACAUUAAUAGAUCCAGAAUGUAAAAAAUCUAAAUUAUCCGAUGUUUGGGAAACAAGUCAUACACCUCCAUUAGAAUGUCAAGAAUAUGAUUCGUUAAAAGUUAAAAAAGAUCUAUACAAAGAUAUUACUACCAAUGUAGAUGUUGUUGUUGUUGAUGAUGAUGAUGGUGAUAAUUUGAAAAAAUUCCGUGAUACAGAAAAAACUGUAUCAUGUUAUAGACAUACAGAUGAUUAUGAAAUAUAUCAUUCUAGUAUUGAAAAAGAUAUUUGUACAGAAUUGGAUAAUCCUAUGUACAUACCAAUUAAAUUACCAUUGAGUAGUAAUUUAUAUGUUCCAGUAUAUUAUGUACAGUCGAGUGAAGAAACUUCACCUAAAUUAAAUAAACAUAAUUUGGAUUUUAAUGACUUAAAUAAUAUCCAUAAGGAUUCUAUUAAUAAUAAUAAUAAUAAUUAUCAAAUCAAAGGUAAGUCAUAAAUAUAGAUUAAAUUCUCAUGAUAACCUAAGUAAACAAGAUGAAUCUCAACGACUAACUAGUGAUUAUCAUAUAAAUAUUAAUAAUCAGGGAUAUGAAAAUUGUUUAUCAAAAUAUGAUACAACUAAGCCAGAGCCUAAUCCUUAUGAUUUAGAAAUAUGUAAUGUACAGACAGAAUUAAAUGAACCAUUAAUGAAAACAAAAUAUUCAGAGAAAUCAAAAACUAGUAAAGUGUUAUUAAAACAAAAAUUACAUUUUAUGAAGCCAAAAUUAAAAAUGAAUAUGAAUAAUACAGAAAAUGAAAUUGUUAUACCGGAUAGUCAGGGAAAAAUGACUGAUGAAAGUCAUAGAAUUGAAAAAAGACAAAAAAUUGGUUGUUCACCAAAACUUAAAUUUAAAAAACAUGAAUAUCGAAAUAGAAAGGAAAAAGAAAUUAUGCAACAAAAUGAUAAACCUGUUGAAGGUGUUAUCAGUGGAAAACAAUACAAAAUUCCUGAUCAAGAUUUAAAUAAUCAACUUAAUGAACAUGUAUCAAUUGAAACAUCAGCAAUAGAAAACAAAAAUGUGACAAGAAAAAUGAAAAUGCUACAUCGCAAGAAAAAUGAACUAAAAGAAAAUGAAAAAAA
Messenger RNA from Schistosoma haematobium, 2093 nucleotides. RefSeq lists its product as uncharacterized. Bases 870 to 1469 code for a protein of 199 amino acids. The record is from RefSeq and is a predicted model, not a curated record. NCBI's taxonomy places the organism in Eukaryota, Metazoa, Platyhelminthes, Trematoda, Strigeidida, Schistosomatidae. The transcript has a single exon.